AUGCUCCCUGAUGUGCCAUUUUUUCAAAUAGACGUCAACACUGGAAAACAUGCCACAUCCUUGCACCUCAAAGAUAAUCAUGACAGGGCUAUCUUCGAAUCCCUCCUCGCGGAUGCAGAUGUCAUCAUUGAUGGAUAUCGACCCGGCACCUGGGAGCGACUUGGCUAUGGAUCCCAAUACUUUAUCGAACUGGCUCGAAAGCGCAACAAGGGCGUUGUCUACGUCGCCGAGGACUGCUUCGGCGGCUCAGACGUGUCUGGCGCAGAGUGGGCGGACAGACCCGGAUGGCAACAAAUCGCUGACUGUGUAACCGGCGUGGCGUGGGCUCAGGGCAACUUCAUGGGCCUCGACGAGCCCGUCGUCCCACCGUUCCCCAUGUCUGACUAUGGCACCGGCAUACUGGGUUGUACUGCCGCUAUGGCUGGCCUGUAUCGCCGCGCCACAGCGGGUGGCAGCUGGAUGUGCCGAACUAGCUUGGUACAGUACGACGUCUUCUUGCUGUCGCUAGGUUUGUACUCGCGCGACGUGCAGGAGCAGGUGCGCCACAUGCACGAUGUAGACUUCUUCGCACUUCGGCACAGUGAUUCAGUGGACGAGGUAGGCAAGCGCGCCAAAAAGAGCAUGGUGAGGCUGUUCCCGCACCUGUUCGCCGACGACACGAUGCAGCGCGCAUGGAGCAAGGGGUUCGCGGCGGAGCUGCAGUGGCCGAAGGAGCCGAUCCGAAUUAAGGGACUGCGAGUUGGCCACGUUCGUGCCGCGAGACCUAACGGUUAUGAUGCGCCAACGUGGGAGGGCUGGGAGGAGGAGGAUGAUUUCCUGGCCGGAGACGAUUAA
Messenger RNA from Phaeoacremonium minimum UCRPA7, 834 nucleotides. RefSeq names its product putative caib baif family enzyme protein. Gene Ontology annotation, molecular function: catalytic activity. The record is from RefSeq and is a predicted model, not a curated record. The transcript has a single exon. NCBI's taxonomy places the organism in Eukaryota, Fungi, Ascomycota, Sordariomycetes, Togniniales, Togniniaceae. Bases 1 to 834 code for a protein of 277 amino acids.